Messenger RNA from Sungouiella intermedia, 567 nucleotides. NCBI's taxonomy places the organism in Eukaryota, Fungi, Ascomycota, Pichiomycetes, Serinales, Metschnikowiaceae. The record is from the annotation of a GenBank genome assembly.
AUGUCUACGUUUGUCAUAACAGACUAUGCCGAUAAACCGGACAUUCCACUAACAUCUUCGGUGUCAUGCAAUAUCAUACAAAUUACCAAUGUUGCACAAUCAAAAGAGAAAACGCUCGAAGAAUGGAAAUACUAUCAUAAUCCCAACACAGCACCUUUUGAGCGUAUGGAGCACGUGAGCAGACCUGUCAUCUAUGGAAUUGACUUGGAGGAGACUGAGCAAGUGGCCAAAGUGUCCUCUGCGAAGGCUACUUAUAAACUUUUGCUCCGAGACCAAAAUAAUAACUACUUCUAUGCCUUGGAGAUGGAAGAGAUCCCAUUUCUACAUCCACGUGAGAAAAGCACCAAUAGUCCGCUCCCCAUUCCACUUGGAGGACGCGUAAUGCUUCAGAAAGGUACUAUAGUUCAUUACGGCAUGGUUCUUCUACGAAAACACCAGUGCAAUUACUUGGGAGUAGACAUGAAUUCAGACUUGGCUAAACAACUCAACGACGGCGCGGUCAAAAAGUAUAUAGACGUGAUGGAGCAGCAGCUCCGAGCAUCGGCGAGGCCUGGUGGAACCAUGUGA